Molecule: messenger RNA, 1503 nt
Organism: Cannabis sativa
Lineage: Eukaryota; Viridiplantae; Streptophyta; Magnoliopsida; Rosales; Cannabaceae
Exons: 3
Coding region: 1-1503 (500 amino acids)
Molecular function (GO): zinc ion binding; nucleic acid binding
Source: RefSeq, a predicted model, not a curated record
AUGGCAUAUUAUGUUGGGCAUGACUCUGAUUGGGUGAGUUGUAUUGGUGCCCUUGGUUCAUUGGAGGCUGGUUCUGUCUCCAAGAAAAAUUUGGAUGAUUUCUCCAAUUUGGAUUGUCGGACUGAGCAAAUGGGCUAUCAAAUGAAUUCCCAUAAGUUUGAAGAGCAUUCACAUCUUCAAAAAAUGCCUCUUGAUGGUGUAGAAACUAUAAAGAAAUAUGAAGCAUAUGAUGAAAAUGAUAAAAAGAUGAUGUCUAAGAAUGCUAAGGCUAAGUAUGCUUUAAUAUGUGGAUUAGAUAGAGAUAUAUUUAAAAAUAUUGAGCAAGCCUCCUCGGCUCAUGAUAUGUGGAAAAUGUUAGAAGUACUUACACAAAAAGAUAUGGUCACCAAGAUUUUGAGAAGUCUCACCAAAGUCUACCAAGGCAAAGUAGUUGCCAUCCAAGAAGCCAAGGACCUCUCAACUCUACCAUUGGAAGAGCUCAUUGGUUCUCUCAUGAAUCAUGAGAUUUUCAUGAAUGCUCAAGAAGAAGAGGAAGUCGAUAAAAAGAAGAAGAACACCAUUGCAUUCAAAUCUACUUCACAUGAUGAUAGUGAAGCUAGUGAGCAUGGUGAUAGUGAUAUGGAGGAUAUAACCCUACUCACAAAGAACUUUAAGAAGUUUUUGAAGUUCAAGAAGAAUGCAAAUAGAUUUUACAACGGGAGUAACUCAAGGGAGAGCUCAAGAAAAGAUGAUCAAAUUACUUGCUAUGAAUGCAAAAAGCCCGGUCAUAUGAAAACAAAUUGUCCCUUGAGAAAGAGGAAUAGAAGAAGGGCAAUGGUGGCUACUUGGAGUGAAAGCGAGAAAGAAAGUUCUGAAGAUGAACAACAUGAGAUAACCAACACUUGCUUUAUGGCCAUUGAUGAUAAGGUAAGUAAUCCUAACCAUACAAGUGAUUUUGAAAGUGAAAGUGAUGAUGAUGCACUUGAUAUGUCUUAUGAUGAAUUAUCAAAAUCCUUCAAUGAUUUGCUUGUUGAUUUUGAAAAAUUGCUUGCUAAGAACUCAACUCAAAGAAAGAAAAUAAAUUUAUUGCUUGAAGAAGUUGAGGCUUUGAAAGUCAAAGAAAAUGAGUUUUUGAUUGAAACCCAAUGCAAAAAGUGUUCCUUAUUUGAAAAAGAUGUUGUAAACUUGAAAGCUAAAAUUGAUGAUUUAAACAAGGUGGUUUACAAUUUUACAAAAGGAAAAGAGAAUUUUGAAAUGAUGCUUGGGAGUCAAAAAUGUGCUUUUUCAAAAAGUGGUAUAGGAUAUAACACUAGUGUGAAACAAAAAUUUCUUAGGAAUUUCUUUGUCAAAUCAUCUAGUAAUUUGAACUUAACUUGCACUUAUUGUAACCAAGAUGGUCAUACUAAAUCCUAUUGUCAUGUGAAAAAGAAUGCCUAUUUUGGUAAGGCUAUUUGGAUACCAAAGGUUUUAAAGACUAACAUCAAAGGACCCAAAGUCAUGUGGGUACCAAAAAGAAAGAUAUAA